AUGGCCGGAGUUCUGGGCAUCUACGGCCUGAUCACAGCCGCCACGGGCUCGGAAUUCCAGCAGCCGAAACCUGUCCGACAUGCUUCAGUCAAUAUAGAGGUCAUCAUCAAUGGCAAGAUGGAUGCGGCUAACUACUCUGCCUACUCAGGCUACGCACACCUGGGAGCUGGCUUGACUGUCGGCAUGAGCUCUUUGGCUGCUGGAUUGGCCAUUGGCAUUGUUGGAGAUGCGGGCGUCCGUGCAAACGCCCAGCAGCCACGAUUGUUCGUCGGCAUGAUUCUGAUCUUGAUUUUUGCCGAAGCCUUGGGCCUGUACGGCCUCAUUGUGGGCUUGGCCAGUGUUGAGCAGGUCGUUGCAUCCACGGCAGAAGGCAAGGGAAAAGGCACAGUGCGCGUGUUUGGCCAAGCCAGCCUGCCCUUGGUGGGUGUCAGCAGUGCUGUUUUCUUCAACAGGAGGUACUCCCUGCAACAGUGGUGCAGUUUGAUGGCUGUGUCGCUGGGCCUUAUCACCUUCUACUAUGUCAAGGCGAAGGCUUCCACUUGCUUCCGCACUUUCGGCUGUGUCCGCACCACGAUGACGGACACGUCGCAGAGUGACGGGAUCGCUUUGGAAGAGCCAAGCAAUCUGAACAGCACCGACAGCGAGGAUAGCGACUCCGACAUCCAUCAUCCUCGAAAUGCGAGCAACAGUAAGCACAUGAAGCGUUGCGACCUGCCAAUCGGGCAGUUCAUGCCCGCCUUCGUUUCUUUGCAAACCUGGCGUAGAGGAGGCUUCAUCAAAGGUGGCAACCGCCACCGGGAACGAAGUAAGCUGGAAGCGAACAGUCGAAUGGAUGAUGGAUUUCGCGAAGCCGGUCUGAAUGUCGACCCGUUAACACCGGGAGUGGAGUGCUUGCUGGUUGACAGGAGCCAGGACGAGGCUCUAGAACAUUUUGUCGAACGCUGCCGGAAGAAGCUGCGCAAGGCGAAGGACGAGGCCGCACAGGCCAUGGUCCUGGCUUUGCUUGUGUCCGAUGCGUGCGGGCGCUCGGGGGUCCAUGCGGCAGAUCUGGAGGCCAGGCAUGCCGAGCUGGUUGCAAGCCAGCGCCGGACAAACGGAGAGCUGCUGCUCGGGAGCCUCUUGGGGGAGAUCGCAUCGCCAUCUCGGAGCUCUCACAGCCGGACUGGCGCCGCCCUGGGUCCUGAGCGAGCAAUCCUCUUCAAAGCAGUUGCGGAUUGGCUCGGCACUUUUGGCUGUACCUUGCAACGCCAACAGCAUGCACUGCAUAACGUGGUGAACAUCAGUCAGAUGCCUUGUAUUGUCGACCUUCUUUUCGACCCUGGUGCUCUGUAUGAGGACCCAUCUACACGCGCGCAGGUAUCGACACCUUCUGAUGAAGAGCACUUGCAUCCAAGGGAGAGAGUUGAAGGAAGUCUUGCCACCGUCUUCACGGACAGACCUCAGUGGUCACAUGCCGCGGCCUCCGUGGCACGUGGAAUUGGCAGGGGCGGCUUUGGAGAGGUAUUCCAUGGCCGAUGGGCUGGCGUCCGUGUUGCGGUAAAGGAGAUGAAAGACAACUCACGGGCACCGAGUGAUGCCGAUGUCGUGGACUUCUUGCUCGAGAUUGCCAUGCUGUCUCAGUUGAACCAUCCGAACAUUGUCCGUUUCUGGCGUGGCUCGACCGAGAUGCACGGGGGGAGCCGUAGCUUGCUGAUGGUCACUGAGUACAUCAAGCAGGGCGGUUUGUCCAGGCUUCUACAUGGGCAUGGUGGGCCAGCCCUACCAGAUCCAUUGACUCUGGGACAGUCCCUUUCGUUUGCUUUAGAUGUCGCCCGUGGUGUGCAGUACCUCCACAGUCAGCGAAUUCUUCAUUUGGAUCUGAAAAGUCCCAAUGUUUUGUGUGCUCCGAUUUGGACUGCGAAGCUUUGUGACUUUGGCCUUGCGAAGAUGCGAGGCGAAGCAACAUAUGUGCAGUCGACGCUGCAGGGUGUCAGUCCAGUCUGGGCCCCUCCUGAAAUGUUCGAUGCUAGCAGUGGGGGCCUGACCGAAAAAGCAGAUGUCUACAGCUUUGCUGUGAUUUUCUUCGAGCUCUUGACCAAGCAAGUGCCGUUUGCGGAAGUCAGUGCUUCCAAGCUGCCAGCCGCCAAAGCCGCGGGCCAAAUUCCUCGCAUCCCCCAGUCUGUUCCGGCGGACUGUGCCGAUCUGAUUGAGCAAUGCUGUGCUCUGACUCCGAUCGCCAGGCCCUCGAUGAGUGGGGCUGCUGCCAGGGUGCGGGAGAUCGCACAGUCGCACGAAAUACAGCUUUCAGACGUCAAACCACCUGCUGCGUUGCUGCGGUUCGAUGACGACCAAGAACGCAGGGUUCAGGAAGCUGAGGAAGCUGCAGCUAAGAGUUUAAUCGAUGUGGACAAACAGCGGGCGCAUCUUCGAAUGGAUUUGUCAGAGCUCCAUCGGAAGAUUGAAGUCGCUCGAAAGCAGGCUGCAGAGCUGGGUUCUCAAAGCAACGGUGCGUGCGGUGGUCAAGGUACACUUCAAGAUGCGGCAGAUGCAGAUGACUCCUGGUGCGAGCCGUUUAUUCAAGAAGUUGCUGGUGCGAAGUUUCGUUGCGCUUUGUGCUCCAAAUUGUUCCGCGGGCCCGAAUUUGUCAAAAGGCAUCUGGAGGCAAAGCACAGGGAGGAAGCAAAGAGACUCAUCGAAGAUAAAUACUUUGAUUGCGAUGUAUCCCGUGAGGAUGCCAUCCCUCUGCAUCACGCGAUGGGCAAUGCUGGAACUGGUCGCUGGAAGGGCUUGCAAGACGACAUAGGAUGA
Messenger RNA from Symbiodinium natans, 2787 nucleotides. The record is from the annotation of a GenBank genome assembly. NCBI's taxonomy places the organism in Eukaryota, Dinophyceae, Suessiales, Symbiodiniaceae.